UCGUUCAGUUUCAAACGUACUACAGAUAGAGCAACAACAAUAGGCACGCAACUUAGCAUACCGAAAUAAAAACUGCUGUUAUCCGCAUUAGAAAAUACCUGUUUACGCAAUUUUCUUAUUAAAAUGUUGCGUCUAAUGUCGUGGACAUUAAGUCUCAUGUGUUGUUUGUUGGUAAUCAAUUGUGGUGACGCUGCUCCAAUCGACAUCGUCAACGAGGCAAUGGUACAGCAUAAAUUUGAUGCGGAAACCUUGAAAGGGACGAGUGAAACGCGUUGCGGGGUUACAGAUGGAGUUCAUCUAGGUUUCUCCACUCGUCAGAAACGAUUCGUUCUUGAAGGGAAUCGUUGGCCUAAUAAACAAAUAACUUAUACCAUUAAGCAAUACACGACGGAUAUGAGCAAAGACGACGUUGAUCGUGAAAUCGCCAAAGCGUUUCAGAUGUGGGCGGACGUGGCCGAUUUGACCUUUGUCCAUCUUAACGAAUCGUCUACUGUCGACAUCGAAAUCCUGUUUGUGUCUGCUGUGUUUGAUGGUCCAGGAGGUGUUUUAGGUAAGAGUUCUUAUCCCAGAGAAGGAGCCUUUGUUCAUUUUGACGAAAGCGAAACAUGGACGCAAAACUCCGACAAAGAGACGAGUUUAUUCCAAGUGGCUACUCAUCAGUUCGGUCACACUUUGGGACUGAGACAUUCAAGCGUGAGAACGGCUGUAAUGUCCCCAAUUUACGAUUACAGCCCUGAUUUUAAAUUAGAUAAGGACGACAUUGAAGGCAUUCAGGCACUGUAUGGGGAAAAUCCUUUGUCGAAAUCGAAGACGAAGGAAUGAAAGGAUCGGUGGUGCCGGCCCUUCGUGUUGUCUCGUUCAAUGAAUUCCGAUUGCACCAAUAUUUUUCCACUUUCCCUGUUCUAUUUCUUUCCAUUACGCUUUUUUUUUCAUUCUUUCCUUUAAGACUUGUUUUCGACAUUUUCCUCGUUAAUUAAAAAUAAACGUUUUCCCUUAGAA
Messenger RNA from Daphnia pulicaria, 999 nucleotides. Its product is annotated as interstitial collagenase-like. NCBI's taxonomy places the organism in Eukaryota, Metazoa, Arthropoda, Branchiopoda, Diplostraca, Daphniidae. The coding region runs from base 124 to 822 and encodes 232 amino acids. The transcript is spliced from 6 exons. Gene Ontology annotation, biological process: proteolysis; collagen catabolic process; extracellular matrix organization. The record is from RefSeq and is a predicted model, not a curated record. Gene Ontology annotation, molecular function: metalloendopeptidase activity; zinc ion binding. Gene Ontology annotation, cellular component: extracellular matrix.